AUGUUCAGAGAAUUAACGUUGUGUACACUUUUUUUAGUAAUCAAACAAGGCAGAUGUAUAGACUUUGGUGCUUCAUCGGAUGAAGGUCAUUUGAAAUAUAAGCAAAACCCAGCACCAGAUGGCCACAGAUGCGGUUUAUGCCCAACAUACAUGCAGAAGAUUUGUGCUUUUGACUUCGAUACGACUUCUACGUAUAUUUUUGACAAUCACUGCAUAAUGGACCUGUUCAACUGCCGACGAGGCACCAAUUUUCAACCGGUCGGAUACGACAAGUGCAUGUACUUCGGUAACUUCGCUUACGUUCACGGAUUCAAAUAUGAAGAUAUGGAUUACAACGAGGACAACGUCUUAGUUAUGGGCUCAAAGAAAAACAUUGAUUUUAUCAGUUAA
Molecule: messenger RNA, 390 nt
Organism: Arctia plantaginis
Lineage: Eukaryota; Metazoa; Arthropoda; Insecta; Lepidoptera; Erebidae
Source: the annotation of a GenBank genome assembly